Molecule: messenger RNA, 1680 nt
Organism: Cebus imitator (Panamanian white-faced capuchin)
Lineage: Eukaryota; Metazoa; Chordata; Mammalia; Primates; Cebidae
Product: protein phosphatase inhibitor 2-like
Exons: 6
Coding region: 826-1206 (126 amino acids)
Biological process (GO): regulation of signal transduction
Molecular function (GO): protein phosphatase inhibitor activity
Source: RefSeq, a predicted model, not a curated record
CCGCCCCCGCUUGGGGGAGGUGACACCUUGAAGCACUCACUUUACGGCAAGAGGAGGGCGUGACUCCCUUCAGGCUGCACGCUCCGAAACAGUGUGAGCCGAGUCUGGAGGACCCAGGGAAGUGGUAGUGAAAGUCUAUGCCAGCAAGGCCACUUAGACCGAAGUGUCUUGCGACAGUGCCGCAAUCCCUCCACUUUGCCUCACAACUCUCUGGAGAGACCGAGCGAGACGACCGGCAGGGCUGGGGGAAGCUCGCUGGUAUUUCAAGUCAAGCUCAGCCUCAACUCCAACUCAACCAAACUAGUCUAUGUUAAGGCCAAAAAUAAAGAGUCUAAGGAAUCCUGAUAGGCAGUUUCGAGCAACGGCGCUGAGGACCCCAAAAGAUCUCCCUUAGGGCCAUUUAGCCCUCAGCCCAACUCGACGCUCACACUCAGGCUGGAGGACCGUGACGUCACAAUCGAGCUUCUCGCCCCCUGGCCUGGCCCCCUGACUGGGAUUGGCUGAUUUGGAUGAGGGUGGUGAUGGAGAAGGGCUGGAACAAAUCGCGCAAAGAAAGAAAGUCUUUAGGUGGAACACAAAGGAAAGGGGCGAGUGGAGGGACUUCCAGCCCGAGUCUUGAUUCCGCCCACCGUGGCUCGGGAGCAGGGGAGAAGGGGACCCGGGACUCAGCCGGAGCACCCCUGGCCGGCCCGUGGUGGGGGCGGGGCUAGGGGCGGGGCUAGUGGAGCCAGGAGGCGGGGCGGGAUCGCUGAGAGCGUCCCCCGGGUGGGGCGUCGGAGAAGGUGGAGUCCCUAGGGGCUGCUGGCGGCCUCAGCCGGGACUCCCAUGGAGGGGCAGCUGGAGGAGUGCCCCGAGUGCCUCAGAAAGAAGUCUCAGCACUGGGAUGAGAUGAAUAUCCUGGCCACCUACCACCCUGCUGACAAGGACUAUGGAUUUAUGAUGGUGGAUGAGCCCAACACUCCCUACCACAGGUGGCUGCAGGACAGUUUUGAGGACCUCUCUGCCAGUUCCUCCCGCUCAGUGAAUCCCGAGGUGCUAGCAGAGAGGAUUGCCAUGAUGGACAAUAUCUACCCCAAGGUCCUCCAGAACCAUGCUGACAGGAGCUCAGGGCCUGCAGACAGCUUUUCCAAGACAUACUCCACCGACUUUGAAAAGCGCCGCAAAGCACACUAUGCCGAAGGGAAGUUUCUCAAGGCUUGGUGGUAGUAUCAGUAUCAGCGGUGGCAGUCAAGAUGUGAUGCUGGACCCAGAGCCCAAGCCUGUGCAGAGAGGCUGGGCAGGAGAACUAGCCAGAGGAGCCAAAGACGAGCCAGGCCUCGCCACCCAGAGGCACAUCCUUAAAGCCCAGGGUUAGCGAUGGUGGGGCUCCAGGGACUGGGGUAUUGUAGUCCAGAGCCUGCUCCUCACUUCUCUGCCACAGUCUGUCUUCCUCAGUGCAUCAGCCCAAGACCCUGCUGUCUGACAGGGAGGUAAUGCUGGGAGGUGACCCCAGGAAAGAAAGAGGGCAGCUGGAGGAAGGACCCCACUCAGGAUAGCCCCCAGAGAUUGUGGGCUGUUGAGAAAUAGAAAGUCUGAUUGGGGGCUGAUUUGUUGGCCAGGUCCAGUGGGUCACUCCUAUAAUCCCAGCACCUUGGGCGGCCGAGGUGGGAUGAUAGCUUAAGCCCAGGAGUUUGAGGCUGC